Molecule: messenger RNA, 1455 nt
Organism: Cyphellophora attinorum
Lineage: Eukaryota; Fungi; Ascomycota; Eurotiomycetes; Chaetothyriales; Cyphellophoraceae
Product: Polyamine transporter 4
Exons: 1
Coding region: 1-1455 (484 amino acids)
Biological process (GO): spermidine transport; spermine transport; transmembrane transport
Molecular function (GO): spermine transmembrane transporter activity; spermidine transmembrane transporter activity
Source: RefSeq, a predicted model, not a curated record
AUGACGACAAAGCUUGCGGACAUCGACGGCGAGGUUGCCACUAUCCGCGACUGCAAGGAUUGGAACGGCGAAGAUGAUCCUGACAACGCACGAAACUGGUCUCGAACCCGGAAGGUGAUUUCGACCGCAGUGAUCUGUCUUAUCGGCUUCAAUACCACAAUGGGAGCCUCGAUCUAUGCGCCCGGUCACGAAGACGUCAAGCGGGAGUUUGGGGUAUCGACCACGGUAUCGCUUUUGCCUCUGUCAUCGUACUCACUAGGCCUGGCAUUUGGACCGAUGAUCUCGUCACCACUGUCGGAGACGUUCGGACGGAAGUUUGUCUACCUACUCACGCUACCGCUGUUCGACAUAUUCGUGCUUGGCUUCGGCCUCUCGCAAAGUAUCGGGUCUCUGAUCGCCUGUCGGUUCCUUGCCGGCAUGUUUGCCGCCCCAGGCGUGUCUGUUGCAUCAGCCACAAUUGCGGACUACAUCGAGCCUGAGAGACGAGCGUUCCCACUUGCAUUCUACUACACGAUACCAUUCAUCGGUUCGGCGAUCGGGCCACUCAUCGGAGGGUUUGCAGUGGCGGAAAGAGGAUGGCGGUGGACGGCGUGGAUUAUUCUAAUCAUCUCUGCUGUCUUCCAUCCGCCGGCGUUGUAUCUGCGGGAGUCUUAUAAGACCAUCAUCUUGCAGCGACUGGCGAAGCGUCUAGGCGUGGAGGGACCUUCUGGACCACAAAGGACAGUGGCGGAAACAUUCAAGGAAUUCAUGAGGACGACUAUUCUCCGGCCGCUGCAUAUGCUGCUCACGGAGCCACUAGUCGGAUUCAUCUGUCUUUACACCGGCUUCCAAUUCGCGCUUCUGUAUACCUUCGUGGUGGCCAGCCCAUGGGUCUUCCAGCACUACUACGGCUUCUCGACCAGUGCUCAAGGUUUGACAUUUUUAGGACUGAUCGUGGGCUGUCUCGUUGCGCCAUGCGUGCUUAUCGCAGUUGACAAGUUCUUGUACCAACCACGUCUACGUCGACUUCGCGGCGGACCAGAGUUGGGUGCGCAAUAUCAGAAGCUGCCUCCCGAAGACAGGCUCUUCACCGCCCUGUACGGCAGUCUGGUCUUGCCAGUCGCUUUAUUUUGGUUCGCGUGGAGCGCAGGCAGAACACACUGGCUCAGCCCCGUCGUCGCCCAAGGUGUCGCAAUGCUAGGCAGCAUCCUCAUCUACGUACCUUGCAACUUCUUCAUGCUGGAUGUCUAUGGAUCGAAGUACGGAGCCUCUUCGGCUGGAGCUUCAUCGUUGUCGAGAUACACGCUCUCGGCGGCCUUCCCGCUUUUUGUCACGCAAAUGUACGAGAAGCUGGGGGUAGGAUGGGCGACAAGUUUGCUGGGGUUCGUGGCGCUUGGGAUGGCACCGAUUCCCUGGAUAUUUUACUGGAUGGGGCCAAGGUUGAGGGCGAGGAGUGGAUAUGAGCAUGGGACGUAG